GAAAAGUGACAUUUACUUCCUGAUUUCACAGAAUGGUAAACUGAUAUCUGCACAGUCACAUGCACAAGUGGUUACUGACCUGUGGGUGUUUUUGGCACUUAGAAACACUUCAUGGUGCUCUCAAGUGUGAAAGAGACAGCAAAGAUGGAUGAAAUAGACGCCAUGUUCAGUGACCUGCUUGGAGAGAUGGAUCACCUCUCUCAGAGUUUGAUGCCUGCAGCCGACACUCCAGAAGCUGAGCUGGUCUCACUGAGCCACAAAACCUUCUCCGUCGGUUUCACAGACCUGAACGAGUCUCUCAAUGAACUGGAGGACCAUGACCUGGAUGCUCUGGUGGCUGACCUGGGAUCAAAUCCAAACCCACAAGAACCCUCUUCUGAUGAACCUACAGAUACUCACAGUGUACCACCUGCCAUGACUCAGGAGCCAGAGCCAGCAGCUGCCCGUCCUGCACCAUCAAACACCACCGAACCAUCCAGGGUGAAGCAAACGAGUGAACCUAAAACAAAGGCAGACAAAAUCAAACUUGCUCUGGAGAAGCUGAAAGAGGCCAAAGUGAGGAAGCUGAUAGUGAAGGUGCUGAUGAAUGACGGCAGCUCCAAGACUCUGAUGGUGGACGAGAGGCAGUCGGUCCGAGAGGUUUUGGACACCCUGUUUGAAAAGACGCACUGUGAUUGCAGCAUCGACUGGAGCCUGUGUGAGGCCGACCCCGAGCUGCAGAUUGAAAGAGGCUUUGAGGAUCAUGAAUAUUUAGUGGAGCUGCUGUCUGCUUGGACUCGCCACAGUGAAAACAAAAUCUACUUCCUGUCAAGACCACAGAAAUAUGUGAUGUUCACAGACCCUCAGCUAUUUUACAUGUGGAAAAAGACGAAAUCCUGUUUGAGCGAGAUCAACAAGCAGGCCAAAGAGCUGCUGAUCAAGGAACAUUUUGGGGGUUCUGCUCUGAUUGUUCCUGACCUUGAGGGAACUCUUUACCUGAAAGAAGAUGGGAAGAAGGUUUGGAAACCGCGCUGCUUCGUGCUCAGGGCCUCGGGCAUCUAUUACGUACCCAAAGGAAAAACAAAGUCUUCCACUGAUCUCGCCUGCUUUGUCCGUUUUGAGAAAGUCAACAUCUACACCACCAUCAACUACAAGCAGAAGUACAGAGCUCCCACCAACUUCUGCUUCAUGCUAAAGCAUCCCUGCAUCCAGAAAGAGUCUCACUACAUCAAGUUCCUGUGCUGCGAUGAUGAACACACGCUGAUGCUUUGGGUCAACUCCAUCAGAAUAGCCAAGUAUGGGACUGUCCUCUAUCAGAACUAUCAGGCUGCAGUGAGGAGAGCAUCCACUCUACAAACUCUUACUUCUGCUGCACACAAAGACAAAUCCAACGGUCACACCCCUCGGACGACUCCAUCCAAAACCGCAAAUGUUCUCAGCUACCCUCAUGAGCCUCCGCCUGACUUCAUUCCUCCUCCUCCUCCUGGACAAGAGCACGUUUGAGACGCAUCUUCACCUCUUCGUGAACAUCAGCUGGUCUGGAUUUAAAGUACAAACAUGUAGUUUUAG
Messenger RNA from Acanthochromis polyacanthus (spiny chromis), 1548 nucleotides. Its product is annotated as amyloid beta A4 precursor protein-binding family B member 1-interacting protein-like. The record is from RefSeq and is a predicted model, not a curated record. NCBI's taxonomy places the organism in Eukaryota, Metazoa, Chordata, Actinopteri, Pomacentridae. Gene Ontology annotation, biological process: signal transduction. Gene Ontology annotation, cellular component: plasma membrane; cytosol. The transcript is spliced from 13 exons. The coding region runs from base 112 to 1482 and encodes 456 amino acids.